GGACAUUUGCGUGUGUAAGCCGACACAAAGUGCAUUGAUUGAGACAUGUCCCGUCAGCAUCGAUCCAGCUUAAGGGCAGACAGACCUAUCACGCACUCACACCCAACGGACGCACAUACGCCCUCCCUGCCUGCCUUGCUGCCUACACCCAAGCGGACACCAACCGAUAGAUGGACACAUGCAUGUGUGUGCACACCCACCCCCGUCCAUCCGUCCAUGUGUCAUCGGUCGGCCGGUCGUGGACUACAAGGCCACCGAGCGACCGACCCGUCGUUGUCACUGACUGCAUUGUCAGAACACAACCCUCAGCACCCAGCCAACACACCAACACACGAAAAACUCACUCAUCCAUCUGUCCAUCCAUCCAUCCAUCCAUCUGCCUUCGUUGCCCUGAAAAAGGCAUUCACUUGUUCUCCCCUAUCUCCCCACGACCACCCGCAUGUGUUUAUCAUGCCUCCCAUCAGUCGGCCGCCUUCGUCGCCAGGUUUGCCGCUCGCACUCACUCACAGUCGCCUGUGCAUCGACGAACAGGUCUGCCCACAGCGGGUCGGGCAGCGCCGUCAGCCCACGGCCGUCAGGUGGCACCCAGUGGGGCUGCUGGCCCCCAAUGAACAGUCGUCUCUUGCCCGGCUCCACCACCUGUUCGGCUGCAUAUGGGUUGGCCGCCUUGGCUUCUUGCUCGAGCACGACUGAGUGGAGGGCCGGGGCGAGAGACAGCCGGACGGUCGCCGUCUGAUUGGGGCUCAAAUGGACCUGACACGCAUAAGGAAAUAACAAAUGUGUGUGGGCAUGUGCUGUCAUCUGCACUUCUCCCUCCGCCUCUCACGCACUCACCCUUUUGAAGUCGGCGAGUCGGAUGUUUGGCCUUGGUGUGUUGGUUGGGCUGUCUGUCUGCUCGACAUAGAGCUGCACAACCUCGUCGCCUUCCCUCCGGCCGACAUUCCUCACGUCAACCGUCACGCCGAUUUGCUCACAGGGGGCGUAGGUGGUCUUGUUGAGGCGCAUGUUGGUGUAGGCGAAGGCCGUGUAGGAGAGGCCGUAGCCAAAGGGGAUGGUGGGCGUGCCGUGGGUGUAGUAUCGGUAUGUGAUGCCAUAGGUGGGGACGGAGGGCGCCUCUGGCCGGUCGUAGGAGGAAGGGUAGAAGCUCAUGCGGCCCAUUGGCGGCAAGGACGUCGUGUUCUCAUACCUAUGGUCCGUCAACACACAGACACACAAAUAUGCAACACAUAUAGGUGAGUGAAACUCGUUGCACUUGUCUCGUUUUCUCACCAAGUGACAGAUGCCCGCCCAGCCGGGCUGGUGCUAUUGAAACCGAACAGAGUGUAGGCCACAGCCAAUCCACCAGCCUGACCCGGCAGCCACGCAUCCAACACGGCAUCGGCACUCCCCAACACGGGCGAGAGGGUGAAUGUGCCCCCAUGCACCAAGACAGCCACGAUAGGAAUCCCGGUGCCCUUUGUGGCGGUCACCACCUCAUCGAGCAGAGCGUACUGAUUGCGCGGCAGCUCGUAGCUGGACCUGUCGUGCCCCUCUCGCUCGAGGGUCUCGUCCAGGCCCAGAGUGAGCACCACCACACUGCUGCCUUUCACCGCAUCGCGCACCCUGUCGAACUGAGAUGUGUCCAGGCACUUGACGUUGAGACACCCCAACACGGUCGCGACCUUGCCCCGGCCCAGCGAGCGCUCCAGGCCUUCAUGGAUUGAUACCAGGCCGCGUUUUGGCGUGGUGGUGUAGCCGCCACACAGGCACCUCCCACACUCAGCAAAUGGCCCGAUCAACGCCAGUUUCUCGAUCUUGGAGAAGUGGAGGGGCAGCACGGACUGGUGGUUCUUGUAGAGAGACAUUGCCGACAAAGCGGCCUCAAAGGCCAGCUGUAUUGACGGGUUCCAGAAGAGCGGGUCCAUAUGCGGGUGGUGCGGGGGGAAGUCGUCAUGUGGAGGGAGGGGGGGAGGGGGGGAUGGCGACCAGGGGAUGUGCGGACCCAGGGGAGGGAUUUGCGAGUUCCACGACACCCAGGAGGGCGGGUCCAGCAUGCCCAAACGCAGUCGGACGCGCAUCACACGACGCAACGCUUCGUCCACUUGACUGAUGUUCAGACGACCUGCGAAUACAGAAAGAGGACACAGACGCCGAUAUAGUGGGCGGUUGUUGUUUGGUGUCGUGUGUCUGGCUGACUGACCUUCUUCGACGAGCAAAGGUAUGUGUCUGAUGACUUGCAUGCCCCCGCCCUCCUGAUCCAUCCCUGCCUCCAGACCAAACACGGCAGCCGUCGCCCUGUCGGGUGCAUAGUUCCAGGUGUCCUUCAGAUUCCUCCACGCGUCAUAGUCACUGUCAUGCACACCAUAUCACACACACAGAAGGGUGAAUGUGCAAGCAGGUGAGCGAUUCUGUGUGUGUGUGUGUGUGUGUUACGUACCUGACGACGAAUCCAUCAAAGCCCCACUUGUCCCUUAGCAGGCCGUUGAGGAGCCGUGGCUCGGCACACGUGGGGAUGUUGUUGAUGGCGUUGUACGAGCACAUGACGUGCAUGGCCUUGGCCUCCUUGACACACGCAUGAAAGGCGGGCAGGUAGCUCUCAGCCAUGUCACGGCCGUCUACACGAGCGUUGAAUAUCGUGCGAUCGCGGGGGAUCGUCUCUGCAAAGAAGGAGAUGCAAUGCGAAUCAUCUGCGCAUGCAUCUUCCAUUGGCACCCACCCACUCACCGAUGUCAUAUGCAGCGAAAUGCUUGCAGCAAGCGGCUGUGAGGGGAUAGGAUCUGCCCGAGGGGUUGCGGGCUGAUGGCGACUGCACGCCCUUGACGUAUGCAAUGGUCAGCUGCGAUGUCAGCAGUGGGUCCUCGCUGUACACCUCGUCGGCACGGCCCCACCUACAUGCAGCCACACAGACACACAGACGGCACGGCUGGCGUUUGGUCUCCGUUGGUGUGUGUGGUCAUUCAUGAGACCGACCUUGGGUCUCGGACGAGGUUGAUGUUUGGCGAGUAGAUGGUGAUGCCGCGGCCGUUCUGCUUCUUGCCACGGUCGCCCCGCCACGUGUAGUAGUUGUAUGUGCCCCUCGCCUCCAUGGCCAUCCGACGCGCCACCCCGUGCACCAGCUCCCGGUCCCACGACGCGCCCAAUGCGUUGCCAUUUGGGAACGUUGUCGCCUCCUGCACACACAGGCAGCCAUGAAAACGAGAGUGAAUCCGAUGCGGUGUGCGUGUGUGGCGAUCGACGUGUUGCUCACCUCUGUCCUGACCCCAUGCACGUCAUCAUUCAGCCAUGCGUACGAGGGCAAUGACAGGCGUGCGAUCUCUGUCGCCUCGUUGGCGAGCUGGUAGGCCUUCUCGGUCACCGUUGCCACCCUCAGGAAGGCCGUGAUGCGCCCCUCGUCACUCAGCGACCAAUCGAACAGCGUCCCAUUGACAGCUGCUUUGCAAGUCCGCAAGUAAUCGCUCGGCGAGGACGCGCACACCUUCCGCCCGCCCGGGCACGCGUAGUGCUUGGCUGGACACUGCUUACAGGACAGACAAACUGUUGCCUUUGUCUGCUACUGGUGUUCUGUGGUCUGAGGGAGCAAUCGUACCAGAUCACAGUCGAGCUUUGAGAGCACGCAGCUGCCGAUGCGGCCCUCUGCACAUCUCUCAAAAGGCGGCAGGCAGUCGAGGUGUGUGAGAGGGUGCGGCGAAGGCGUAAGGAACCACAGGAGGGCACAAGCGGCAAGGAUGACGCCGACCAGUGUCAGCAGCACUCCUACACACACAAAGACGCAUCCGUCCAUCCAUCUCCGUGUGUGUUUCUUUCUUGAUUCCGUGUUACCCAGGGCGGACAUCUUGAGGCCGCAGCAGAUGAUCUCCGCCAGCUGAAAAUCAGAUGUGUGCUCUCAGACUAGAGUGCACAAGUGUAGAUCUCUGCCUGCGGCGGCCUGCCUUGCUUCGUU
Messenger RNA from Vitrella brassicaformis, 3919 nucleotides. The record is from the annotation of a GenBank genome assembly. Lineage: Eukaryota; Vitrellaceae.